GUAGCAUGCAGUUUUUGGAAAGUGCGGUGUUGCCGUGCACAAGCCAGGGAUGAUUUGCAGUCACGUGAAACUGGAAUGAAUCAUUUGAACUCCUUUAUAUUGCUGAAAAACUAAAGUGAGAGGGUCUGGUCCCCAGUGUCCACCACCCCGCACAUGCUUCCUGACCCACUGAAUUCCUGCAGCAAGUUUGUGUGUUGCUCCAGUGCAGUCUCUUGUGUGUCUCCAACCCUUGUGACUCCCGAGUUCUGUUGAGCGCGCAUCCGGCAGCACUAGGACCCAGAGGGAACCUCUCUCCUUUUGUCUCCUUCCCCUCGCAGGCUGGGCUGAGCGAGUGGCCCGUUGUCUGGGUUGCGCGCAGUUUGUGAUCCAGGUGAAUCCGUGCGGGCAGUUCGUCGCCGACAUCCCCCCCCUCCUCCCGAUGGCCACAUGCUGAGUCCUAGCGGAACCUCCCGUUGCACACAGAGGACUGCAGCGACGAUCGGAUGGCUUCGACUUGGAAGGGUACAAAGCCCAAAGCUGGGGGAGUUCGCUUUAGAGCCGAGAGCCAUGAAGGAACAGCCAAUCACGUUCACUUCGAAGAGAAAUUACACGACUCUAUUGUAAUGGUGACCCAAGAGGAAGAUGGGAGUUUUUUAGUGAAGGUGGGUUUUUUGAAGAUUAGCCACAAAUACGAGAUAACAUUUCUGCUCCCAGCUACACAGACCUUGGGCCAGGGAGCCUGCUCUGUCCCACUGCCAAGCCUCUACCUGAAGGUGGUUGAAAUUGUUCCUGUGCCAGAAGGUCACCGAAUGAAGUGCGAGUACAUUGCCCACAAGGAAGGGGUGAUCAGGGAGGAGAUGGUGAUCACCAGUGAGAUCAAGGACAAUGCCUCAGUGAAGGUGACGUUGCAGGCCAGAGUGCUGGAUCGACUCCACGGGACUCCCAUGCUGUUGGAAGGUGUCAAGUGCAUCGGCUCAGAAUUGGAGUACGACUCUGAACAAAGUGACUGGCAGGGUUUUGAUUAGUUGGCACCAGCACACUGUAGCACCUUCAGCCUCGAUGGUCAACACACAAUGUCGCACUAGCUAAGCUGUGAAAUAACUUGCAAAAUUCAACCAUAAACAAAGAUUGUAUUCUUUCUUACUUCUUCUCCGUCUCUUUUUUCUAUCUCCCCCUUCCUCUCUUUUUAAAUUUCCCUCCCCCAUCAAUCUUUCUCUCUUCCUUUCUCUUACUUUUUCCCUUCUCUCCAUAUCCCUUUUCCUGUCCCUUGCACACUCCCCCCUUUCUCCCUAUUUUGUACUUCAGUAUUCUGCUUGUAAUGUAGUUUCCCAUUGAGCAUUCAAUAUAAACAAAUGCAAUUAAGCAAUGCCUGUCCUUUGAAAAGUUGAGUGGGAGCAUAUAUGUUGCUAUAUAUUGGAUGAGUCAAGGGAUUAUAUGCAUUGAAUGUACAGUGAAGUACAAUGCAGAAUGUGUUUAUUUUGUGAAAUAAAUGAAAUACAUUGUUAAUUGA
Pristis pectinata (smalltooth sawfish) is the source of this 1489-nucleotide messenger RNA. RefSeq names its product adipose secreted signaling protein (gene adisspb). NCBI's taxonomy places the organism in Eukaryota, Metazoa, Chordata, Chondrichthyes, Rhinopristiformes, Pristidae. The record is from RefSeq and is a predicted model, not a curated record. The coding region runs from base 483 to 1004 and encodes 173 amino acids. The transcript has 6 exons.